AGCGCUUCCGGGGCGGUGGCGACGGAGGGAAGUGCGGUGUUCUAGCCGGUGGCUGCUGUCUCUGGGCGGGCCGUGGGAGGCUCCCGAGGUGGGGGCCGGGCCGGGAUGGCUGCAGCGGCGGCCGGGGCCGGGAGCGGGCCCUGGGCGGCCCAGGAGAAGCAGUUCCCGCCGGCGCUGCUGAGUUUCUUCAUUUACAACCCGGGCUUCGGGCCUCGCGAAGGAGAGGAGGAAAAUAAGAUUUUAUUUUAUCAUCCAAAUGAGGUAGAAAAGAAUGAAAAGAUUAGAAAUGUCGGAUUGUGUGAAGCUAUUGUACAGUUUACAAGGACCUUUAGCCCAUCAAAACCUGCAAAAUCUUUACAUACACAGAAGAACAGACAGUUCUUCAAUGAACCAGAAGGAAAUUUCUGGAUGGUCAUGGUUGUUCGGAAUCCUAUAAUUGAAAAACAGAGUAAAGAUGGAAAACCAGUUAUUGAAUAUCAAGAGGAGGAGUUGUUGGACAAGGUUUAUAGUUCAGUGCUGCAGCAGUGCUACAGCAUGUACAAGCUUUUUAAUGGUACAUUUCUGAAAGCCAUGGAGGACGGAGGCGUCAAGCUUCUGAAAGAAAGAUUAGAGAAAUUCUUCCAUCGGUAUUUGCAAACGCUACAUUUGCAGUCAUGUGACCUACUUGACAUUUUUGGUGGAAUCAGCUUCUUCCCAUUGGAUAAAAUGACUUAUUUGAAAAUCCAGUCCUUUAUUAAUAGAAUGGAGGAAAGCCUGAAUAUAGUCAAAUACACUGCUUUUCUCUAUAACGAUCAGCUCAUCUGGAGUGGAUUAGAACAAGAUGACAUGAGAAUUUUAUACAAAUACCUUACCACCUCCCUUUUUCCAAGGCACAUCGAACCUGAGUUAGCAGGAAGGGAUUCUCCAAUAAGAGCAGAAAUGCCAGGAAAUCUUCAACACUAUGGAAGAUUUCUUACCGGACCCUUGAACCUUAAUGAUCCAGAUGCAAAAUGCAGAUUCCCCAAAAUUUUUGUAAAUACCGAUGAUACUUAUGAAGAGCUCCAUUUAAUUGUUUAUAAGGCCAUGAGUGCGGCUGUGUGCUUUAUGAUCGACGCCUCUAUCCACCCAACGCUGGAUUUUUGCCGAAGACUGGACAGCAUCGUUGGGCCCCAGCUCACAGUGCUGGCCUCUGACAUCUGUGAGCAGUUUAACAUCAACAAGAGGAUGUCUGGGUCUGAGAAAGAACCCCAGUUUAAGUUUAUCUACUUCAACCACAUGAAUCUCGCCGAGAAGAGCACAGUUCACAUGAGGAAAACGCCCAGUGUGUCGCUCACUUCCGUGCACCCAGAUUUAAUGAAGAUUCUCGGUGACAUCAACAGUGACUUUACCAGAGUGGAUGAAGAUGAGGAGAUUAUCGUGAAGGCCAUGAGUGACUACUGGGUUGUUGGAAAGAAGUCUGAUCGGCGGGAGCUCUAUGUUAUCUUGAAUCAAAAAAACGCAAACCUCAUUGAAGUAAAUGGGAGAAGCUGCCAGGUUCACGUAGCCGUUACAGCUAUCCCUCUGUGCGCCAGCAGAAUAAGGCAGACAUUUUCUCCUGCCUUCCUGCCAGAGUGGCCAGCCUUGCCCACUGCACGGGGUGACCCGGCAGCUGCUCUGCUGACAGCUCGGCUGCCCUGGAGAGAGGGGACCCACCUCGGCAGAGCUGCCCCCUUGGGAGAUGCCCCACGUGUAUACUGUGUGGAAAUUCAGUAAGAGGUCAAGAAACUUUGUGCAACGCAGUUCAACAACAUCUUCUUCUUGGAUUGACUGAUGAUGGCUCACCGAGAGCGUAUUUAAAAACACUCGGCAAACAUUUGGUCCUAUGCAAGUUAGUGGUCAUAUGACGGACUGCAUUCAGGACAAGGGUAAAGCACUACUUGCUUUGAAGAAUCACAUUUCUACUCGGUCUGCUGAUCUCCUGAGGUUUUUAGAUUUUCAAUAUUUAUGUGGAAUUAAUUAAAGGUAGAUGGCUAUAUCGCUAUCAUUCCAUUCUUUUGACAUGUGAAUAUUUUACUGGAAAAUAAGACUAAUAAAUUGUUAAAAGGUUUUAAAA
Molecule: messenger RNA, 2071 nt
Organism: Pongo pygmaeus (Bornean orangutan)
Lineage: Eukaryota; Metazoa; Chordata; Mammalia; Primates; Hominidae
Product: vacuolar fusion protein CCZ1 homolog B
Exons: 16
Coding region: 106-1731 (541 amino acids)
Biological process (GO): vesicle-mediated transport
Cellular component (GO): Mon1-Ccz1 complex; intracellular membrane-bounded organelle
Source: RefSeq, a predicted model, not a curated record